This is a messenger RNA of Seriola aureovittata, 1803 nucleotides long. RefSeq names its product histone H1-like. NCBI's taxonomy places the organism in Eukaryota, Metazoa, Chordata, Actinopteri, Carangiformes, Carangidae. The transcript has a single exon. Gene Ontology annotation, biological process: nucleosome assembly. The record is from RefSeq and is a predicted model, not a curated record. Gene Ontology annotation, molecular function: DNA binding; structural constituent of chromatin. Gene Ontology annotation, cellular component: nucleosome. Bases 363 to 1058 code for a protein of 231 amino acids.
UUUUACAUGCGAUCUCUGAACAAACAUGUGGAGCAGCUAAGAAACUAGUUUUGGUGAAGCUGUGGUGCAUUUUAAAUCAUUUUAGGAGAGAAAUGAGAGGGGAAAGCCACUGAGCAGCGGUGGCCACCACGGUGAACAGCUGAGGUUUCGAGGCUCCACAAAGAAAAAGCAGAAACUAUUAGAGCUGUUCAUGACUUCAAUAUGUAGAGAAUAAAGUCCGCUAUCGGCUCCCUUCACUGUCAGCCCUCAGCACCUCUCCCACGGGGAGUUUUCACUGUUUUUUCGGUGAGGAGAAAACACAAGUGUCCCGGUGUUGAGACUGCACGGAGGAGCCGGGGCUGGGCUGAGUCUCCACGGUUCUCAUGGUGUGUUUAAGUACCGCCUCCUGCUCCGGGCUUUUCAACAGUCCGCUCAGUCAGUCUGAUCAUUCCUGCUUGAUUGAAAGCGAAGAGGAAAUAAUGGCAGAGGUAGCACCAGCUCCAGCCGCCGCCCCGGCAAAGGCCGCCAAGAAGAAGGUUUCCAAGCCCAAGAAGGUCGGCCCCAGCCUGAGUGAGCUCAUCGUCAAAGCCGUGGCCGCUUCCAAGGAGCGGAACGGCGUGUCAGCGGCCGCCCUCAAGAAGGCUCUGGCUGCCGGAGGCUACGAUGUGGAGAAGAACAAGGUCCGCGUCAAGACCGCCAUCAAGAACCUGGUGGCCAAGGAGACUCUGGUCCAGACCAAGGGAACCGGAGCGUCCGGCUCCUUCAAGAUGAACAAGAAGGUGGAGCCCAAGGCCAAGAAGCCCCUGGCCAAGAAACCCGCUCCUAAACCCAAGAAGACCGUCGCCAAGAAACCCGCAGCGGCCAAGAAGUCCAAGACCGCGCCAGCCAAGAAACCAGCAGCUAAAAAGUCUCCCAAGAAGCCCAAGAAACCUGUAGCCGCCAAGAAGGUCGCAAAGAGCCCCAAGAAGGCAGCCAAGAGCCCCAAGAAGGUGCUCAAGAAGGCCCCAGCACCCAAGAAAGCCCCCGCCAAGAAGGCCGCCAAGCCCAAAGUCAAGAAGGCAGCACCCAAGAAGAAGUGAGCUGUCCUCCGUCCGCUACACUAUAAUAAUACAAAAAGGCUCUUUUAAGAGCCAAACACAUCUCACAAAGAGCUGCUUCCUUAUUACUGAUAAUUAUCACUGUUUUGUAGCAUUAAUUAGUUACAAUUAAUGAGACAUCCACUACAAUAUAAUAUGAAUAACUAGAUUAGUAAAAUUACAGUUGCUACAUGAAACAAAACUCACAAUAAUUCCUGUCUUACAUUGGUGAUCCUGAAACACUACACACAUUUUAUUUUAAUUUUGUUUCAUGUGGAAACAAAAAUGUCUCAUCCUUGACCUUAGUCACUUCCUUAUGAAACUGUUGACGACUGGGUAAAACCUGGUGUUUAUACAGUUGAAACUCUCUGAUGUCGAGAAAGAAAAGUCAAAUUUUAAAUUGGAUUACAUUUCUUUUAGAUGAAUGAAAACCCCUUCUUCUCUUUCCAUACAAAAACAUACACAUGCAUAUACUAAAAGUCAUACACCUACAGUACACAUUACAAAAAAUUAGGCUAUAAUAAUUAUUCUUUAUAAUAGUGUUUUACAGGUAGAUAAAUAAUUGAAACGUUUUCAAGGGAAACUUAUGAGACUAAUAUUUUGAAUCCAAUCUCUUUGUAAAGAGGCUAAAGUUGAUAAUGGUAAUUGCAAAGUUAAGGAUUCAUUAGUUUCAAUGAACCAAACACAAUCAUAACAUCUUAGUGGGACAGUUGUGCAUCAUGAGUAAUGUAUGUAACAUUUACUUUUG